This is a messenger RNA of Sinocyclocheilus anshuiensis, 699 nucleotides long. Its product is annotated as CD209 antigen-like protein C. Lineage: Eukaryota; Metazoa; Chordata; Actinopteri; Cypriniformes; Cyprinidae. The record is from RefSeq and is a predicted model, not a curated record. The coding region runs from base 1 to 699 and encodes 232 amino acids. The transcript has 7 exons.
AUGCCUCAUCUAAUGGAGCUUAAAGAUGCUGGUAAAUUCACCUUGUGUGACGCUCCAUCUGACCAGCAGCACAAUGUUUCCAAUCUACAGUCAGAUCCAGAGAAGUCUGAUGAUGAAAAGCUCUUGCACAACUACAACGCUGCCAAAAACUGCCUCUCUUUAUGCACUGCUGAUGAUGAAAAGCUCUUGCACAACUACAACGCUGCCAAAAACUGCCUGUCUUUAUGCACUGGAUUUGUAUCUACGUCUUGUCAGCCCUGUGAGGAAGGCUGGACAGCACAUCGUGGAAAGUGUUAUUUCUUCUCCUCUAAAAAGCAGACAUGGUUUGAGAGCCGUGAUUUAUGUGUAGCAUCAAAAGCUCGUCUCGUCUCCAUAAGCAACAAAGAAAUACAGGAUUUCCUGGUCUCUAAAAUUAAAGAGACACACUGGAUUGGUCUCAAUGAUCUUGAAACGGAGGGACACUGGGUUUGGAUGAAUAGCCAAACUCUGAGUGAAACUGGAGUACAGUUUUGGCACAUGAGGGUAUCUUGGCCGAAUGAACCGGAUAACUGGAAAGAAGAUGAUCCUUCUGGAGAAAACUGUGCUAGUCUGGGAAAUUUUGAUGGUUUUUUGAAUGAAUGGUUUGAUAAUUCUUGCAGAAUGCAGAAAAAGUUCAUCUGUGAAAAGAAAAAUACAUUCCCCCUAAUUGAUGAUAUCUAA